AUGAAGCGGCGGCGCGGGGAGCAUUCAGAGCCGGGCUGCCUGCAGGCUUGGGCUGCCGAGAACCAGGCUCUGGCCGGCCGCUGGCAGGCAGCGCGGUGCUCGGGCCACGGCGAAGUUGCGGCGCGGGAAGUGCGAGAGCAGCGAGAUGGCUUCGGCGAACUCCUCCUGAGGAUGAGGGGGCUGCCACCUGCUCUCCCCACCCUGCCUCUGGAGCUUACCAUACUCUACAACUUCCUGCUGUUUACUGUGGGAGCGUCUGACUCUGCUGUCAAAGGAGAAGCAGAAGGAAUACGCCAGGGGCUCCUCAGGGUUCUGGAGGCUUGUGGGAACUGUGGGCAGGGUCUUAGCACUGAGGAGCUGUGGCAGAAGGUGCUGCAGGAGGUAACUGUGGAGGAGCUGCAGGCACCUCUGCAUCGACUAGGGGCCUUGCAAGCAGCAUGGUGGCUGUCAGCCAGCCACCUGAGCAGCACCACUGUCCUCAUCCGGCUCCUGAGCCAUGCUGAGGACCUGGGAAGAGCUCACUGCAGCGAGGGAGAGAAUGAACUCCUCUCCCUGCUCAAGGCAUGGAAACUACCUGCUGAGGAGACCUCCCUGCCCCUUGUACAGAGAACUGAGGACUUGAAAGAGAUACUCUGCACCACAGUAGCAUUCCUGCAAGGCCUGCAGGAGUUGGAUGCUGGGAACUUCUCCACUGCCCUCUCUCUCCUUCAGGAGUCUGCAGAAGGAUUUUGCACCAAGAAGGUCCUGGCCCAGAUUUACACCUGCCUUGGCUGCUGUGCUCAGCGAAUGGGCAAGCCUCAGACAGCCCUUCAGCACCUGAAACGGGCCCUCCAGACAGACUUCCAGUGCCUUCCUGCCCUGUUCCAUGCAGCAACAGUGUACCAUGAGCUGGGGGAGACUGAUGUGGAGUUGCAGGCCCUGGCUCUGCUCUAUGAGGCUUUGGUGAAAAAACCUCCAGCAGCUGCUUCCUCUGGUCAGUGUUUCCUAAUCCAAAUGGAGCUUCUUGUCCACACACCAGUUCUAGCUUCUCUCCUUUGCCAUCACCACCCCUCUGAAGUGAAGUACCUGCUGGCACAGCGGUGUCUGCAGGAUGGGAGGGUGAUUGAUGCAGUGGAACAUUACCUGGAUCUUCUGGCCCUGCUUCAGGAGGGACUGAAGCAGCAGGUGCCCCUAAAUGGUAGCUCAGCUUUGCACAGGAUUCCUGAGGUAUUCCUGGAAGUAGCAUCUGCCUUGGAGCAGGCUGGGAGGCACCAGGAUGCCAUAACAAUGUGCGAGGAGGUUAUCAGACGGACAACUGACCUGAUCCCAAGGACACUUCAGCUGGAGGAGAUGCUGGAGCAGACUGAGUGCCCAUCACCAGGGCUGUCCCAAAAGAAGGAGAGUUUGUGCUGUCUUGCCUGGAGAGCUGCUGGAUUCCUGCACCAGGGCUGGGCAUGGGUCAAGCUGGGCAAGAGCAAGGAGGCCAUAACACAAUUCAGCAGGUGCCUUGGUGAUCUCUUGCGAGUCCGGCUUUGUGGGUCCGGCAUUGAACCAACAGAUAAUCUCCCUCCAGAAGUGGAGGUGCUCCAGAAGAUCAGGUUGUUGUCUCUCAUUGGGCGAGGUAUGCAGUUCCUGGAGUUAGGGAAGGACAAGGAAGCCUUGUUGGAUUUCCAGCAUGGUUUGCAGAUCUCUCCAGGUGACCCAGCUGCUGCCUCCUACGUGGUGCAGGCCUUGUGGAAUCUGAACCGAAAGCAGGAGGCAGCCACUCUCUGGCAGAAGUUCUCCCAGAGCUCCUCUGUUGAAGAUGGGAAGGGAAGGCCCUGCCCUUUGUACCUGGUGUCCUGUCUGAAGCAGGUGAUGUUCCCACACAGAGAAUCCCUUGCCAGAAGUGUUCAAGAUUUCCUCAGGACCACAGGCCAGGGCCCUGCAAGCUAACCCUGGCAGUC
Molecule: messenger RNA, 1925 nt
Organism: Dryobates pubescens (Downy woodpecker)
Lineage: Eukaryota; Metazoa; Chordata; Aves; Piciformes; Picidae
Gene: FANCG
Product: FA complementation group G
Exons: 14
Coding region: 1-1914 (637 amino acids)
Biological process (GO): interstrand cross-link repair
Cellular component (GO): Fanconi anaemia nuclear complex
Molecular function (GO): protein binding
Source: RefSeq, a predicted model, not a curated record